AUGUACAGGUACUUGGCGGCUUUCAAUGAUAGUGAAGGUAUUACCCUGGCGAUCUAUCCAGAGGCGUAUGCAGACUCGGAUGAGAAAUCGUCGGAGUCGGACGACGGUGAAAGUCGUGCUCCUCGAUACACUUCGGGAGUCUCGAGCGGUUUGCUAACUAUAGCCAUUGAUGCACUUCGAACAUUCAAUGCUAUAGAUUGUUGCCUGGACGUUACCACGGCAACAGUGAACUUUCAACCGUUCGAGCGACCGGAUAUAUACAGCAUAUUGAAAGGAAGGUUUCCUAGGGAGAUUCAUAUGUGUGUGACACGAUAUCACUGGUCGGAGGUCCCAAGUCGACGCGAUCAUGUAAAAGACUGGAUUGCUGAUCGAUUCGAAACGAAGGAAGAGAUGCUGCAGAGGUUCUAUUCUCCUCUACAAGUGUUGCUCAACGCCGCGCCUGGCCAAGAAAUGUCAUCGGAGGAAUCGUCGUUGCAGGCGGGCGAUGAGCGCACUAUUCGACUGGAAUCAUCGUCAUCAUCGUUACUGGGCAACUCGGAUGAGGAGGCGGUUAGUAUCACGAGCAACACUAGUUCUGUAGUGGACCAGCUGGACCCGGCGUUGUGGUUCUCAGAGGCUCCAGGAGAGUCCCCGAUGGAGGAAGUAUUGUCGAAAGAAAUGAAGUUUGUGCAAUAUGCAUACACGAGUUACAUGCUCUGUUUCGUGGUUGCUUUGGUGGUUCACUUGUUGAUUGGAGUGGUAUUUGUCCGAGCUCCCGGUUUUGUUAUAUGUUCGGCUGCUGGUAUAUGUACAGUGUAUGCUCUGGUUACCGUCACAGUUGGUGGUUUCGAUAUUCUCGAGCUCGAAAUGGACCAUUGUCGUAUGGCAGCUUCAUAG
Messenger RNA from Perkinsus marinus ATCC 50983, 876 nucleotides. RefSeq lists its product as hypothetical. The coding region runs from base 1 to 876 and encodes 291 amino acids. The transcript has 9 exons. Gene Ontology annotation, molecular function: acyltransferase activity. NCBI's taxonomy places the organism in Eukaryota, Perkinsozoa, Perkinsida, Perkinsidae. The record is from RefSeq and is a predicted model, not a curated record. Gene Ontology annotation, cellular component: endomembrane system.